GCACGCCCUAUCAAUUUUGAAGAGGAUUCCCCUGACUACAACGAAAUUGACGAUAUCGCUCUGCUACCUUUGCAUGCUUUGGUUACUGCUGACACCGACAGGAACAAUGAGAGCGGAGAGAAAGCAGAGGCCUUUGGCGGAGACGACUCUCCAAAGUACGAUUCUCUAUUCUCGGCGGACAAGCUUGAAGAUAGCGAUCUUGAUGAAAUGUUACGGGAGACAGAUUCAACUGGACGUUCUCGUAAUCCUUCCACAUCAAGCGAUCAUAUGCAGGAUGACCUUGUACCGGUUGUGUUUACCGCUCGUCAUAAUAGAUUGCUGACAGAGAUGUUAACGCAUACGCAUCUACCUGGAUUAUCAAGUGUCGAUCAAAUGCACUUGCUCGCCAUCGCAGACACACUUAGUCAUUUUACCACCGAUGUUAUGGAUAAGCUAACACAGGCGAAUGCAGGUAUGGUCAAAUUCGCUCAGGACUUUGCUGGGGAUCCAGUGCAUGGCAAUCAUUCUCACGCUUUUCGCAUGCUUCCUAACAACUUUAUCCUACACUAUUUAACUUAUGUUGCUUUAGCCAUGCAACCAGCUGUGCCAUCCGUCCUUGGUGAUGCUACGGCAGGAGGCUACGCAACAGCCGCAUCUGGAAUAGAGACUGUUGACGAAUGUGGGCUGCGCUACUUGAUGGCUAUGAAACAGCAUGAGUAUCUGCUAGUCUGCUUACCUAUGAAGCAAAGGAUGGAGUUGAAGGUGUGGAAAGUCACAGGUGACCUUCUCAGCUUCUGUCAUCUAUUACAGAAAGUUGGGCUUGCUUCAUCGGACAUCAUCUGGGCUCAGCAUUCCGAGACGGAAACGGAGCUGCUAAACGCAGUCCCUGGUUUGCAGAAGUCAAAUCCGACGUGGGAUGAAUUGAGAAGUCUUGGUGUGGCUUGGUGGUUGAAGAACACGGCUAGCCUCAAAAUUUGUGUUGAAAAGCUUGCAAAGGCCGCAUUCCAACAAAAUCAAGAUCCCAUGGAUUCUUCGUUAUAUUACCUAGCGCUCAAGAAAAAGAAUAUUCUGACUCAUCUGUUCAAGACCGUAAGGAAUUCGACUAUGGCCGAAUUUUUCAUGCAAGACUUCAAUACCGAACAUUGGAAGAAGGUUGCUGCUAAGAAUGCCUUUGUGUUAAUGAGUAAGCAGCGAUUCCAUCAUGCUGCUGCGUUCUUCUUGCUUAGUGGGAGUCUCAAGGAUGCUCUUCAGACGAUACUCUGCAAAUGCCAUGACUUGCAACUGGCAAUGGUCGUGGUGCGUUUGUAUGAAUCGGAUAUUGAUGCCCAACAAAACAUGCUCAAAGAAAUGCUUUGCCGGUUAGUUUCAUUGUAA
This is a messenger RNA of Cylicostephanus goldi, 1353 nucleotides long. The record is from the annotation of a GenBank genome assembly. Lineage: Eukaryota; Metazoa; Nematoda; Chromadorea; Rhabditida; Strongylidae.